UAAAAACUAUAUACAUAUAUUGGCAUUUUGGCCAAACUAAUUAUUUCUUGAAGUUGUUUAACCAUGGACAUGGUGAUGAAGUUGGGAACAUCAAGCUCUGUAGUGAUUUUCACCAAGAGUAGUUGUUGCAUUUCUCACAGCAUCGAAACCCUAAUCCGUAAUUUUGGAGCAAACCCUAUAAUUUAUGAGCUCGAUACACAUUCAAAUGGGAAGAAAAUGGAGAAGGCAUUGAUGGAACUAGGGUGUCAGCCAAGUGUUCCAGCAAUAUUUAUAGGAAAAGAGUUAGUUGGUGGUGCAAAUGAGAUAAUGAGCCUUAAUCUGAGGGGAAAGCUUAAACAAUUGCUCAUUAGGGCUAAUGCUAUUUGGGUAUAGAAAUUAAUUAUAUUAAGCUAACAACUAACAAGUGCAUUUGGAUGGUUGUUUUGUUCUACCUAUUUGAUUUGGUUCUUGGUGUAUAAAUAAA
This is a messenger RNA of Solanum verrucosum, 463 nucleotides long. Its product is annotated as monothiol glutaredoxin-S2-like. The transcript is spliced from 2 exons. Bases 64 to 372 code for a protein of 102 amino acids. The record is from RefSeq and is a predicted model, not a curated record. NCBI's taxonomy places the organism in Eukaryota, Viridiplantae, Streptophyta, Magnoliopsida, Solanales, Solanaceae.